Messenger RNA from Nerophis lumbriciformis (worm pipefish), 981 nucleotides. RefSeq names its product arrestin domain-containing protein 3-like. NCBI's taxonomy places the organism in Eukaryota, Metazoa, Chordata, Actinopteri, Syngnathiformes, Syngnathidae. The record is from RefSeq and is a predicted model, not a curated record. Gene Ontology annotation, cellular component: cytoplasm; plasma membrane. Gene Ontology annotation, biological process: protein transport.
AUGACUAUCAAGCAUUUCUCUGUGGAGUACGAUCAGAUAAAUGGAAGAGCACAUUUCUCUCCUGAAGACAAGCUCUCUGGCAGAGUGACCGUGGUGACCAGGAAAGAAACCAAAGUGCAGAGUUUGAUGGUCAAAACCAAAGGAAAAGCCAGGGUCAAAUGGUACGAUCGAGACGGACCGAUCACAACCCUUCACCAAGACAAGAAGAAUUACUUCGACUUCGAGAUGAUUAUUCUUCAGGAUAAACAUAAAGGAGAUGGUUCAGAAAUCAUUGGUCAAGGGAGAAAUGUGUAUCCUUUUACAUUUAUUAUCCCAAAUACAGAUAUGCCUUCAUCAUACGAGGGAAAAUGGGGCAGGAUUAUAUACAGUUUAAAAGCACAACUGACACUGUCAAUCUGGAGCAUCCACAAAACCAAGAUUGAAUUUCCAUUUCUCACCAAAUCUGACUUCCCCUUUGCUUCCAAAUCAGAAAUGAUAAUCAUGGGACUUCAAGAGCAGCAGUCUUCAACCAAAAUGUCAUUUUAUGGAUCUGGAAAGGUUACUUUGAAUGUUACUUCAGAAAAAAUGGGACUGAGGCAAGGUGAAACAAUGCACGUGUCUGUCCAAGUACUCAACAGCUCAACUCAAGCAGUCAUGCCCAAAUUCUACCUUUGUGAGAAACAGACCUUCGUCGCUCAGUCAAAAACAAUUGUGCAUGUAAAUGAGAUCCUCUUUGGGACCGGAGAAUCAGUCCAAGCUCAGAGCAGUGGAACCAUUCAGAAUGUUCUGAGGAUCCCUUCACAGCUCCCCCAGACCUUCUUCAACUGCUCAAUGAUGAAGCUGGAGCAUACAAUCAAGGUCACUCUUGGUGACCACCUGGCCAGAGAUCCGGACAUCAAACUUCCCCUAAUCGUUCUUUUGGGUUCGUCCAAAGCACAUCCCAAAAUAAAAACUGCACCGUUCAAGCCCACGUUGAGCAGUGAAGCAAACAAAUCCCGGUGA